AUGGCGCCGUCCAUUCCCAUCCCUACUCAGGGUGGCAUGUUCCAUACCUGUGAGUCUUCUGCCGCCGCUGCUGCUGCUGCCAGGCUACUCCUCGCAACAUGGGCUAACAUCUUCCAGUUCAGGGUGUUACUCCCAGGAAGCCCAAAACCGCUCUCGAGGACAAUGACAAGACUCUUGUUGCGUCUGCUCACAACACAGAUAACCACAGCCCACGCCAGUGGCGAGACAAAACGCAAAGAUCCCUGUGGCCAGUGCCUGUCCAGCCGCGCACCCAAGAGAUGCUUCUAUGACAAGCACCGCCAGCGAGUCAUUCCUUCACGGAAGACACUCGAGGCACUUUCGCAGUCCCUCGAAGAGUGCCGCUCGAUCUUGAAGCGCCUCUAUCCCAACCAAGAGACCCAGGCCCUCCUUCCCCUUUCUCGCCAGGAGCUUCUAAGCCUCCUCGAGCGUCCAGUGCUGGACACCUCAAUCGUGACAGCUUUGCCAUCACCGCCACUCAACACUUCACCUUUGUCACAGGAGCUGGAAUCCCCGAUCUGUAGCUCCUCAGAACAGGGGCUUUCGAGCCUCGAACAGAUGCCCGGUCAAGACACAGAGUGGGAUGAAGAGCGCCGCGGGCGUGACCCCAUCCCCAUCGAAGCUGACGAUGUCAAUGCUCUCGGGCUCUCCGUCGACCGCCAAUCUUCAUAUCUGGGCGCCUCGUCUAUCAAGGCUGCCUUGAUGUGCAUGCUCAAGGUUCAACCUUCGCUGCGUACACAGCUUACCACGCCGCUGAACACGGCCGAGGUUGCCCACAACUUUCCAAUCCGCCCCCAGCAGCUGGGUCCCAAGGAAAACCAGCGUAUCUCGUGGUCCUGGAAGGGCCAGACCCUCCUGGACGCCUACUUCAAACGCAUCAAUGUCUUUAUUCCCAUGCUUGACGAGGCUGCCUUCCGCGCCGAGUACCUGGAGGGCCAGCGCUGCGACAGUCCGUGGCUCGCCCUCCUCAACAUGGUUUUUGCCAUGGGCAGCAUCACUGGCAUGAAGUCAGAUGAUUACAAUCACGUCAACUACUACAACCGCGCCAUGGAACAUCUGCCUCUCGAUGCCUUCGGCAGCAGCCAUAUCGAAACCGUCCAAGCUUUGGCUCUCAUCGGCGGUUACUAUUUGCACUACAUUAACCGUCCAAACAUGGCAAACGCCGUUCUUGGCGCCGCCAUCCGCAUGGCCAGCGCGCUGGGACUCCACCGGGGAGAGUCUGGCCCAGAGCGCCAGGGAAAUGCUUGUGAACUGGUAUGCCAACCUGCCGUGGCUGUUGCGCACCACAGACCCGUGUGCAGACCCCUCUAUAUUGCUCGAUGCAUCAUGAAGUGGCGCUACCAGAACCUCCGCAUGCUGCUGCACCGUCCGGUUCUUCUUAGCCUCGCCAGCAACACCAGCAGCGGCGUCAUGCUUGCCCACGUUGCGGAACAGGACAUCGCUGCCAUUGAGACCUGUCGUGAGCUCGCCAAGCAAACCAUCGAGGAUAUUGCUCGCGAGUGGACUCGCAACCAAAUGUCAGGCUGGAAUGCAGUCUGGUUCCUUUACCAAGCUGCCAUGAUACCCCUAAUCAGCGUCUUCUGGCAGUGGAACAGCCCUCGCGUAUCCGAGUGGCACAAGCAGAUCGAGACAAUUCUAGACCUUCUUGAGGCCAUGGAAGAUUGGUCCCUUUCUGCUCGCCGCAGCCGCGAGGUGGUCUGGCGUAUGUACGAGGCUUCACGCCAGCCCAGCAUGCGCUCCGAGAGCCAGAGCCAGAGCCCCGUUCUUCACGCCAUGGGCAGCAACGAACACGGCAGCAUUCUCAUGGCCGCCGAGGCGGAGCUUCGCAUGUCCCCUAUCGGCUUGGAGCCAGAGGGCAUGGGUAUGAUGGGCAUGCUCGAUCAGCAAGGUCUUUGGGACCUCGACGGAAUGUUCUGGGGCGGCGCCUCAGGAGACUCCUCGACUGACGCCCAAAGCCACCCGCACCACCAACAGCAACAACCUGGCAGCGUCGACUUUGGCAGCUUCAGCGUCAACGAGCAGAUGAUGCACAUGGACUACAACAUGAUUGGCACUCCCGCUUCCGCAGUGACCAUGGACGGUGGCUUCUUUGUCCACUAG
This is a messenger RNA of Verticillium alfalfae VaMs.102, 2118 nucleotides long. RefSeq lists its product as hypothetical. The record is from RefSeq and is a predicted model, not a curated record. The transcript is spliced from 3 exons. Gene Ontology annotation, biological process: positive regulation of transcription from RNA polymerase II promoter by galactose; DNA-templated transcription. Gene Ontology annotation, cellular component: nucleus. Gene Ontology annotation, molecular function: DNA-binding transcription factor activity, RNA polymerase II-specific; RNA polymerase II cis-regulatory region sequence-specific DNA binding; zinc ion binding. Lineage: Eukaryota; Fungi; Ascomycota; Sordariomycetes; Glomerellales; Plectosphaerellaceae. Bases 1 to 2118 code for a protein of 705 amino acids.